AUGUUGAUCCCCCGUUUGUCCCUCUCCCUCCUUUGGGCUGCCGUUGCCCUGGCGUCGCCCACCGGGACUCCUCCCGCGGGGGAUCCUGAGCGCAUUGCCACCAGGACCGCCACCGCCGUUGUCCCGGCCGGGACGAUACUGGGCAGUGCGAGGUUCGGCGUCGAGGCGUUCAACGGAAUCCCCUAUGCAGAGCCCCCUCUUGGUCCCUUGCGGAUGAAGCCCCCCGUGCGUCUGACCGAGUCGUUGGGCGUCUUUGAUGCCACUGGCCUGGCCCGCCCUUGCCACCAGCAAGUGGUUUCGACGGACAGCAAGAACUUCCUGCUGGACACGCUUGGCUCCCUUGCGAAUCUUCCAUUCGUCCAGACUGUCACUGGACAAACUGAAGACUGCCUGACAAUCAGUGUUGCCCGCCCCGAGGGUACCACCGCCGGAGACAAUCUACCAGUGCUCUUCUGGAUCUUUGGCGGCGGCUUCGAACUUGGGUGGACGUCCAUGUACGACGGCACGGGUCUCCUCAACCAUGCCAAGUCCAUCAACCAGCCAUUCGUCUUUGUCGCGGUCCAGUAUCGCGUGGCGGGAUACGGCUUCAUGCCAGGCAAGGAAAUCAUGGGCGAGGGCUCUGGUAACGCCGGCCUGCUCGACCAGCGCAUGGGCCUGGAGUGGGUUGCCGACAACAUCGCCGCCUUUGGAGGCGACCCCGACAAGGUAACCAUCUGGGGCGAGUCGGCCGGCGCCAUCUCGGUGCUCGACCAGAUGAUCAUGUACGAGGGCGACCACACCUACAAGGGGAAGCCGCUGUUCCGCGGCGCCAUCAUGAACUCGGGCAGCGUCGUACCCACGAACCCCCUCGACCACCCUAAGGGCCAGGCCGUGUUCGACAAGGUCGCCGAGACCGGCGGCUGCGGAGGCGCCGCAGACAAGUUGGCAUGCCUACGAGCUCUCAGCUCCAACGACUUUUUGAACGCCGUGACCUCGGCGCCCGGCAUCGUGUCCUACGACGCUCUCGCGCUGUCCUAUCUGCCCCGUCCGGACGGCAAGGUCAUCACCGUGUCACCGGACAUCCUGGCUCUGUCGGGAAAGUAUGCGCCCGUGCCCAUGAUUAUUGGCGACCAGGAGGACGAGGGCACCUUUUUCGGCCUGUUCCAGCCCAACCUGACCACCACCAGAGGCUUCGCCGACUAUCUCCAGUCGUACUACUUCCCCGGCGCAACCACCGAUCAGCUCGUACAACUAGUAGAAACGUACGGAACCGGUCUCUCCGCCAUCACCAACGGCAGCCCGUUCGGCACGGGACUCCUUAACGAGAUCACCCCGGGCUUCAAGCGCCGCGCCGCCGUGCUGGGGGAUCUCGUCUUCACGCUCAGCCGGCGCGUCUUCCUGGCCGGCGCAACCGCCACCCACCAAAACGUUCCGUCGUGGUCGUACCUGGCCUCGUAUGGCCGGGGGUUGCCCAUCUUGGGCACGUUUCACGGCUCGGAUAUUGUCCAGACCUUCUACGGCGUGCCGGACAACUACGCCGCCAACAGCAUCCGCACGUACUACUCCAACUUUGUGCACAAUCUGGAUCCCAAUGUCGGUGUGCAGGGCGAGUUUCCAAACUGGCCGCGCUGGUCCGAGGGGAAUAAUCUGGCGCACUUCUUUCGCGACAGGUCGACGCUGCUCAAGGAUGAUUUUAGGCAGACGUCAUAUGAGUGGAUUUCAAACCACAUCGCAGAGCUCCGGUUCUAG
This is a messenger RNA of Metarhizium brunneum ARSEF 3297, 1728 nucleotides long. RefSeq lists its product as uncharacterized. Lineage: Eukaryota; Fungi; Ascomycota; Sordariomycetes; Hypocreales; Clavicipitaceae. The record is from RefSeq and is a predicted model, not a curated record.